CUCAGGUCCGGUCCGGUUCUCUUCGCCGCGGCGGCGGAUGGCCCUGCCGCUCUACGGCUGCAGGUCCUGCGCUGUGCAUGAUGCCAUCAUCUUCUGCCACUGCUGUGACGCCAGGCUGUGCCUGCACUGCGACGCCGCCGUGCACGGGGCUACCGAGGCGGGGGCGCUCCACCCGCGCGCCCGGCUCUGCGACGCGUGCGGCGCCGCGCCGGCCGCGCUGCGCUGCGACGGCACCGUGACGCUGUGCGCCGUGUGCGUCGGCCGCGGUGCUCCCGGCGUGACCCGCACCCGCGUGGCCACGUACACCGGCUGUCCGGGCCCUGCUGAGAUGGUGCGCCUCAUUUCCGUAGACCCACCGCAGCUGGAGCAGGACUUUGAGGCCUGGCUCGCAGACAAGCUCCCGCGUUUGGUCGUGGAGGAGGAUGUUGGGCUCCCGCCAGACUGGGAUGUCGCCGUGGAAACUGCAAGGCUUGAGAAGAUGCUGGCAGAAUGCUGUGAGCCUGAGACUGAGAUAAAUUUGAUGCAGGAAGCUGACCAGCAGCGACUGCAGAUGCAGAUGCUGCUGCAAGAUGCAAGCGCUAUGGCCAAGAAGCGAGAGGGGAGAGAGAGGGCCAAACAAAGAUAUAUCGAGAAGAGGAAGAAUAGAAGGUUCUGCAAGCAGAUCAUGUAUGCUUCUCGUAAGGCCAGAGCAGACACGAGAUGGCGAGUGAAAGGCCGCUUUGCCAAGCAGGCUUCCGCUAGCUUCUAGUGAUCUCCCUGAUCUGCUUUCACAGUCAUUUUUGUGUUGUCAUCUCGCUCGCACUUUGCUCAAUCCCUCUUCGGCUUCAACAACAAAUUUCUCUUGGGUAAUUUAUUUUCCAUAAUUACAUAUAUUUUCCCUGCUUGUCAGAUGUAAUAUUUUUCUUUCCUUUUAUUCAAGAACUAAAUGCAAUUCAAUACGUAUGUGGAUCGGACUAUAUAUCAUCGAUAAACAUGAGUUAGUUUC
This is a messenger RNA of Zea mays, 985 nucleotides long. Its product is annotated as zinc finger protein CONSTANS-LIKE 15. Gene Ontology annotation, molecular function: protein binding; zinc ion binding. The transcript has 3 exons. Bases 38 to 748 code for a protein of 236 amino acids. The record is from RefSeq and is a predicted model, not a curated record. NCBI's taxonomy places the organism in Eukaryota, Viridiplantae, Streptophyta, Magnoliopsida, Poales, Poaceae.